Malania oleifera is the source of this 1053-nucleotide messenger RNA. RefSeq lists its product as uncharacterized. The record is from RefSeq and is a predicted model, not a curated record. The coding region runs from base 84 to 995 and encodes 303 amino acids. Lineage: Eukaryota; Viridiplantae; Streptophyta; Magnoliopsida; Santalales; Ximeniaceae. The transcript is spliced from 2 exons.
GAAUUUUAAGAAAUUAAAUGAGUUUACAUUAGUCAUAACUGGCCCAGCUCGCUCCUCUCCCUCUCCCUCUCUGUGAAGUCUGAAUGGCGGCCAUCGUCUAUCGUAGAUUCUCCUCCAAGCUCCUAAGCACCUCUCGAGCUUCUUCUUCUUCUUCUUUAAUCUCCUCACUGUCCACUCGCCCCAUUUCUCAAGAUGCUCAAAACCCUAGUUCCACUCUCUUAACCCAAUUCAACGCCCAUAAUUCCACCUGCACGUUCUCACUCUUCCCUAAUAAAAAACCCUCAGACCCUUCACCCACACUCCCUAAUUUCAUCUGUUCUUCCACUAAUUACACAACCCUUCGCAAAUUCGAAGCAUCAUCAACAGACCCCAAACCCAUAUUUUUCGAUCUCCGUCUCAUUAGACUCUACUCUUGUUCUGCUCCCAACUUCAAAAACCCUAAUUUUAACUGGGUAUCAGGAGAAAAACCUAAGCACUUUUCAACCUCUGAUGCACCAUCAGCUUCUGAAAGUGAAAAACCGCAAAACUCUAGUCCGUACCCCAGUCAAAACCCUGAGUUCAAGCACCAAGAGAUCGAAGGACCGACUGUGGAUCGUGAUCUCUCUGCUCUUGCCAAUGAGACCCGAGAGGUUCUAGAAGGAUUGUUGAAGAACAUCUAUAGUCUGAGCAAAGGAAUGGCUGUUCUGGGUAUGGUGCAGCUAGGAUUUGGAGCUUGGAUUUCAUAUAUAACUCGAUCUGCUCCGAUCAUGGAGGUCGCAAUUAUGUGCUGUGUGGCUUUUGGGUUCCCUUUUUCGAUGGCAUUCAUGUUGCGGCAAUCAUUGAAGCCAAUGUUCUUCUUCAAGAAGAUGGAAGAGCAGGGUAGGUUGCAGAUUCUGACUCUAACGCUUCAAAUUGCAAAGAAUUUAAAUAUUUUCUUUGUGCGGGUUCGAGGAAUUUCUUAUUUAUGCAUUGCUGGUCUGUCAGUUGGCUUCUUGUUUACCUUGUUAUCAAGAUGAUGAAUUACACGUCUGUUCUGGUUUAAUUGAUAAUAAAAAUGUUAUCUUUUUUGCUGGA